Messenger RNA from Drosophila teissieri, 783 nucleotides. Its product is annotated as endochitinase A. The record is from RefSeq and is a predicted model, not a curated record. Lineage: Eukaryota; Metazoa; Arthropoda; Insecta; Diptera; Drosophilidae. The coding region runs from base 1 to 783 and encodes 260 amino acids. The transcript has 5 exons.
AUGCGGCUAAGUUUUGUGCUUACUCUUAUCCUCACAGGCUCCCGACGGUCCAGCGCCUUCUGGUGGCCAAAGGCAACAACGGAAACCAGGGAGCCGGGUGGCGGUCAGAUGCUCCAGCAAAUCCCGCUCACCUACUUCCGCACGUACACCUACCAGCCAUUGGCUCCUGGCUUCUUCGGAUUCGGAGCUGCUCAGACACCCCUGCUGCCUGGUGCCCAGUACGAUCCGUACGGGAUGACCAGCUAUGCCGCUGCCCGGAGACACGACUCCGCUUCCAGGCAGGAAGUGACUGCUCCGGCGGAACUGACCAACGCGCCCAGCAGCGCUCGCACCACCAGCACCACUGCCGCUCCAACGACCACAACCACCACCACCACCACCACCACCCCGGCACCAACCACCAGGACUAGCACCACUACCACCAGCACCACUACCACCACCACGCCACCACCAGCACCACCGCCGCCCCAGUCCACCAGCAGCAGCUUCUCCGAGGGACCCACUUCCAGCUUGCUGCGCUUCGGCGAGUACCCCGCGUACAAUCGCCGGCAGAUGCCGCAGCAGCAGAGCAUCGCAGCAGUACCGGAGCACGGAGGGGUGUCCAGCAACAGUCGCAUCCAGUUUGUUCCCUGCAUGUGUCCUGUCAGCAUGCCCAGCUUUGUCUCAUCAGCAUCCUCGACGGCGGCCACUCUGCCUCCGCAGCCGUCCACCUCCUCCACGGCGUUCGUGUCCCAGCCGGCGGCCCCAGCGCAUCGUCGCGGAGCUGGAGGGGCUGAGGGCUGA